Molecule: messenger RNA, 3238 nt
Organism: Penaeus vannamei (Pacific white shrimp)
Lineage: Eukaryota; Metazoa; Arthropoda; Malacostraca; Decapoda; Penaeidae
Source: RefSeq, a predicted model, not a curated record
CCGACCCGACGCCCUGCAGAUCGGGAACCAGGAUUGGGAGGAAGGCUGGGGAUUCUCGGGUUCCUUCGUCAUGGCCGAUCUUAUCUGGUGCACUUUAGGUCCAGCCACAGGGCCGGUGGGCAGCGGCAGGAUGGAGGCUGAGCGAUUUCUCCUCAAGUGGAACAACCACCAGAGCAACUUGGUCACCGUCUUCGACCAGCUUUACGAGCAGGAGGCCUUCACAGACGUAACCCUCGCCUGCGACGGCAGAACCUUCGCCGCACACAAGGUCAUCCUCUCCGCCUGCAGCCCGUACUUCCAGGCGCUCUUCCUCGGGAACCCCUGCAAGCACCCCAUCAUCUUCAUGCGAGAUGUGCGCGCCGGGGACCUGGAGGCGCUGCUGUCCUUCAUGUACCGCGGGGAGAUCAACGUCCACCAGCAGGAUCUGGCGUCCUUCCUCAAGACGGCCGAGAGCCUCCAGAUCAAGGGCCUCUCCGACUCCUCCGAGAGACACAAGGACACCUCCAAGAUCCUAGAGGCGAUGGAGCGCAAAUUCUGCUCCCCGAGCGUUCAGCAGAACCCCCUCCACGUGGCCUCGCCGCCUUCGGGAAUCCCCAUGUCCAUCGGCAGCUCGACGAUGGGCACGCCCUCGGCCAGCACGCCCACGGCCCCCACAGUCACCAGCUCAGAGUCCCCGACGCCCCCCGCCAAGAAGUUCAAGACCCUGGACGACUUGCCGAGGAUCCUGCCCAAGAUGAAGCCCCUCUCGACGCCCGCGGGCUUGGUCACGCCCGUGCCGGGUCUCCUCACGCCCAUCACACUCGCUGCUACGGUCAUGAAGAACGCCGCCCACGCCGCCCACGUUGCUCAGAUCGCCCACACCAGUCCGCCCACGCCAGAGACGACAAACUCUUCCCCUACAACAGACUCCUCCACGCCGCCCAAAGAAAGAAAAAAGGUACCACAGAAUGUGAUCGAGUUAGACCGGGCGCAGGACGACUCCAAGACCACUUUCAUUGAAGGAUACAUCAGCGGCGACUCCCCGCACCCCGUGUAUCUGGUCUCCAGCGUCGGGGGCUUGGCGGCCACCGUCACCUCGGGCAACUCGACGCCUUCCCACGAGGUCAAGGUCGAGGAGGAGGACCCGCUCGACGACAACAACUCCUUCAGCGACGACCCCAACUCCGGCAUAGGGGAGAGUGAGGACGGAUCCUUGAUGUUGAGAAGUGGACGGAUGGAAACCCCAUCGUCUUUCUCCUUUUUAAGCAAAAUCAAAAUGGAGCCCGAACCGUUUCUGAGUCCAAUAUCAAGUCCUCCUCGAGAACCGACUCCGCCUCCGAGCCCAGACCCAUCGCCCAGGCCCUUGGCGUUCCCUCGAGGCAGACCCAUGUGCUGGACGAGUCGCCACUUCGAGGAGACGGACCCGCUGGACGCCCCCGGGCCUUCGACGUCGAGCGGACCCCCUCCGAGGGUGCGCGACUACGACCAGUACCAUGAGGACCCCCACGACCUCGACAGCAGACUCCCGGGUCCUACGUUCUCCCCGGGGGUCCUCCGCGCCCUGCCCUUCAGCGGACCGGCCUGGGCUGCUCUUGACCGGAUAACGAAACGGAGUCGCGAUAUCCUCGACGACCCGGAGGCUGUGAAGGAUUUGUUCCACAAGGUCAAGGAGCAUCUUCGUCGCCAGAACAACCAGACAGAGGCCGCCGCGACAACUCAUACCGAUCAUACGUACAUUGCGCAGGGGAAUCAGAAAGUGGUUCAGCAGUAUAAGUGCGACAAAUGCAACAAAGUGUUUGCCAAAAAUCGUCGUCACAGGUACAUAUCGCAUAUUCGAACUCAUACGGGUGAGAGACCGUACAAGUGCAGUGUCUGCGGCAGAGGCUUCAACCGCCAGGAUCAUGUACAGGUGCACAUGAGACUCCAUACGGGAGAAAAACCCUUCCAGUGUAAGAAUUGUGGAGUAUCAUAUGCUCAUAAAGUUUCCUUGAAGAGCCAUAAAUGUGAACAAAAGCAGAAGGCUAAAUCAGAUGGUGCAACCUCAAAGUCCGAAGGUAAGUCUCCGUCAAAGACUCCCACCCCCGAUCAGGCCCCAGAUAACGGUAACAAAGCGGCAUCAGAGCAGGAGGCCAACCUUGUACCUCACGACAAAAUGAAACCAGGAAGCAACGGAGCUGACUGCAUGAAGAAUAAUGAACCAGCUUUAUCUACGGAAAACAAACCCCAAGCUAGUGAAAUAGUUUCCACUUCCUCGCCACCAAACCAAGCUAGUGAAAUAGUUUCCACUUCCUCACCACCAAAACAAUCCUGUAUGCUCGAAGGGGAUUCAAAAGACGGUUGCUCCUUGAAGUAUUAUAAAGACAGUGAAAUGAAUUCGAGUGAUAAGAGCCAUAAAGACGUUAAAAAGGAUGAAGAUCAAACACAGGUGCAUGAGGGAGAAGCCUUGCGGUUGAAAUCCCCAGAGCAAGAACAUAAUGAUGAGAAAAUUUUCGUGAAAGAGGAAUCUCCCAUGGAAGAUGAAGCAGGAACGGCAUCUCAGCAACCCGAGAGGGAGGUCCAUCAUCCAGAGCUUCCAAGGGGAUUCAAAGACGACAAGUUCUGGGUAGGCUCCAUUGCAGAAACUAAGAAAGAAUCCUGUACUGACGUGUCCUUACAAAUAAGAGAUGUCCAGAGUUCUCUAGAGAAACAGGAUUCCCACAGCGAACAUCCUGAAAUUUCCGAUGCUGUCGAAGGGCACGUCGCCAGUAGAAUUCUGGACCGAGGUCAAGAGGCCUCUGAGCAAUCCAGGGAGGAAUCAAAAGAACAGAUUUUGCAGUCAGAUAUAACGAGCACAGCAGAUAGUAAGGGCGGAGACACGACUGAAGAUAUGGAAAUUACCAAAACAGAAGACACAACAGAACAUCCACAAACCCUAGAAGAAAAGGACUUAACAGAAACAAAACCUUUUAGUUCAAAAGUCACCUCCACCACGUCUGGAAUGGAGGUCUCCCGAUGCAGUCAGGUCGCCUCUGCACCUCUCUACACAAGCCCAUCCUGGUUGCCACUCGUUAUUAAACUCUCCAAUAUAGGAUUUGCUCAGUUGACAUUUAACUCUCAAUAUUCUGAAUCUCAAAAUCAUUCAACAGAACCGGUUUCUAUAUCACGAUUCCAAUCCAGAGCAACACAGAGAUGGGAGUUACACACCAUAGAGUCCAAUAUCACCUUCCAAGAGAACGUAAAGAAGCUGAAGAAUGAAGAAGGAGGAACUCGAGCAAGGUAG